CCAUAGUAUUGCGUGCCCCGCACCAAAAGCACGCCAUGCCCGCGCCGAAUCUCCGAUGGCUAACUGGCGAUAACCCGGACGCUCCAGCAACGGGGCUCUCGUUCACCAUGCCAUGGCCUAGAGGCCGAUACCAGCCAAACCAGAAAUUUUCAAUCGAGACAAACAACAAAACCUAUCCGCUUGAUAGCCGCGAGCUUGCAUACUGGGCGGACGGAUCUCUGAAAUGGACGGCGCAUUCCUUCAGUGGUUAUAUCGGUUAUAGUAGCGAGUAUACCGUGAGGGCUGCGACCGAGCAGGAGAUAGAAUCUCGGAUACAGGUUAAGACAACUCCUGAGCAUAUUAUCGUCUCCACAAAGAUCGGAUUGAGUGUGCGAUUUCCAACUCAGGGUUCUGCGACAUUAUUUGAGAACAUUUCUCUGGAUGGAAAACAAGUGUGCUCCGCCGCUACUGUCGUCGCGUCGAUCAACAACCAAGAGUAUACAACAGUCGUACACAGGACCGUCAUUGAGAACCUCACCUGGGCGAGAGCAGUUGUCAAAGUUUCUGGAACUGUGGAACAUGAGGGAAAAGAGCAUCUACCAUUCACUGUGCGAGUAUACACCUACUCUGAUGCGCAGCCGCUCAAGGUCGUGUUCUCAUUCAUCCAUGACCUUGACUCAGAGGAACCGUUGACCUCACUCGGUCUCAGAUUCUCGGUACCAUUUCGCGAGACUGAACACUACAACCGUCACAUUCGUUUUGUAGGUCCCACAGGAGGGAUUCUGAGGGAAGAAGUCCAAGGUCUAUCAGGCUUGUGGCAUGGCCCGGGCGUGCAAAAUCGCGUCGACCAGACCUCAGGUAAAGCCAUUACCCUUACAGAUGCCUCAUGGCUAUCUUAUGUUCCCUCCUGGAACGACUUUACCCUCAGUCAGUUAUCUUCCGACGGGUUCACGCUAAAAAAGCGAACGAAUGAAGGCUGUUCAUGGGUAAAGGUGAUAGGGGGGAGCAGAUACCCCGGCACUGCAUACAUUGGCUCCGCAAAGCGCGGUGGCCUGGCGGUGAGUAUGACCAAUUUCUGGGAGCAAUACCCAACCCAAAUCGAUCUCAGCAAUUUGACCACCGACCAAGCAUCGACAACGAUAUGGAUGUACUCACCUCUGGCAGAACCGUUGGAUACGCGUCCAUACCACGACGGACUCGGUCUGGACACCUACGAGAAACAGCUCACGGCCCUCAAGGCUACAUACGAGGAUUACGAGCCCUGCUUCGGUACAGCCAACGGGAUCGGCCGAACGGCAGUCUUCAUCCUUCGACCAUACAGCAACGGGACCCCAUCCGACAACGACCUAAGCGCAUUUUCAGCUCUAGUCCGUGACCCUCCUCGCUUGAUUCCCACACCAGAGACCAUAUACAAUGCUGGGGUGUUUCACGGCACAUGGGCCCCUGACACUCGUCUCCUUGGCCUCAUCUCAACAGCCACUGAACUAAACAUCGAACACAAUCUUGAUACUUUGUUCACCCACUACCAGCGCCAGGUUGACCAACACCGCUGGUACGGCUUCUGGGACUACGGCGACGUGCAGCACACGUAUGACCCCUACCGACACGCGUGGCGCUACGACGUCGGGGGUUUUGCCUGGGACAACAGUGAACUCUCCACGGAUCUAUGGCUGUGGCUGUAUUUCCUGCAUUCUGGGCGGGCGGAUGUCUUUCGUAUGGCCGAGGCCAUGACGCGACAUACGAGCGAGGUAGACGUAUACCAUUCCGGCCGCUUCAAGGGAUUCGGAACGCGUCAUGGGGUGCAGCAUUUCAGCGACAGUUGCAAACAGCUCCGGAUCUCCAACGUGCUGUAUCGACGGUUCUACUAUUUUUUGACCGGGGACGAGCGAACGGGAGAUCUGAUCACUGAACUUCAGGACUGCCAGCUUGCGCUGUUGGGCCUUGACGCUCAUCGGAAAGUCCAGCAGCACGGUGCCAUUCCAGAAGGGUUUGCCCUGACGGACAUCUGUCUUGACGGGGGCGCGUUAGCAGCGUCGUGGUUUACCGCAUGGGAGAGACGGGGGCCAGAAUGGUUGGAUGGUCGAGAUCGUCUUUUGAACAUUCUUGAGGGCAUCGCGAACUUAAAAUAUGGAGUCGCUACGAAGGCAAUUCUACUCCACACUAAAACUGGAGAAGUGCGCACAUGUCCGCCUCCCACGCGACCGUAUGUCAUCUCGCAUUUGUCAAUGUUGUUCGGCUUCCCGGAACUAGUAUCGGAACUCGUCGACUACGCUGAAAGUGAACAUCCCGGCACAGUGGAUGCGUUCUUGAAGGUUUACUUGGCUUAUUGUCGGGCUUACAACGGCGGAGCGGAUGUUCAACGCGAGGAGUACGGAUUCGAGUUCCCUGCUACAGCCACAUGGCGACAGAGCCACUCUACGCUGACUGCAUUCGCGGCGAGGCGCGGUGAUGACGCUGAAUUAGCUCGCGCAGCUUGGCAACAGUUUCUCGAGACCGACGGGUAUACCAAAGACCACGAGUGGACAGUGACGCCGACAACGGCGCCAACUUAUUUCUCCGACGGUGAGGAGGCGCCCUGGAUUACGACAAACGAGGCGGCACGUUACGGUGUGUCGGCUAUAUUCAAUCUCGCGAACAUUCGCAGGCACCUCGACUAG
Molecule: messenger RNA, 2636 nt
Organism: Aspergillus uvarum CBS 121591
Lineage: Eukaryota; Fungi; Ascomycota; Eurotiomycetes; Eurotiales; Aspergillaceae
Product: polysaccharide lyase family 26 protein
Exons: 1
Coding region: 36-2636 (866 amino acids)
Source: RefSeq, a predicted model, not a curated record